Messenger RNA from Bombus terrestris (buff-tailed bumblebee), 3218 nucleotides. RefSeq names its product lipase 3. Gene Ontology annotation, molecular function: hydrolase activity, acting on ester bonds. NCBI's taxonomy places the organism in Eukaryota, Metazoa, Arthropoda, Insecta, Hymenoptera, Apidae. The record is from RefSeq and is a predicted model, not a curated record. Gene Ontology annotation, biological process: lipid metabolic process. The transcript has 6 exons. The coding region runs from base 1368 to 2594 and encodes 408 amino acids.
UUUGGAAAAUUAAUAUAUUAACUGAUAUUGUAGAAAUAAUAUGUUAAAAUACAAAAAUAAACAAUAGCAAAAGUUAUAAGCUAAGUGAUUUCACAAAGCAAAGUAGAAAAAAGCUUGUAAUAGACAUAGAACAAAAAGAAUCUUAAUCAUUAAUAUCAUCACGAUAUUCAUAUUUACUAUUAUUUUCUUAAAAAUAAAAAUAAUUUUUAAUUAAUUUAUAUUUCAGUACCAAAAACCUUUUCUUUAAAUACUUAUAAUAUAUGAAUUAGUACAAAAUUAGUCAAAAGAUAUAUAGCUAACUAUAUAGAAUAGCUACAAAAAAUAUUCUUGCUUUUUCCAAUGAAGCAUCUUUUUAUCAAUUCUACAAUUUAUUUUCAUUGUAUCAAAUUUUUGCAGUCCUAUGGAAAAAUUAUUGAAUGAUACAAAAUCUAACAUACUUGGUUCCAAUUAAUAAGUGUGUAAAUACUAUAAUGAAUAAAAUGAUGUGUAAAUAUUCUUUAUAGCCGCUUGUAUCUCAUAAAAAUAAUUCUGUUCUGAACUUUAUAGUUCAGUUUAUGUGUUGUGAUUAUAGAUUAUAUUAUCUUAUAAAUACUAUUAAUAACGAUCUUAUUAGAAGUUGAAAUAAUGUUUUCGGUAAACAAGUAACUGUACUAUUAUGACUUUAUGAUUUUAAAGGUCAGUAUAAUUACAUAACUUUAACAUCGAUUAUCAUGUUGUUAGUCAAUAAAUUAAAGAAUCCUAAUUACAAUUCUGUUUAAAAAGAUAAUAUAGCAAAGAGGAAAUUUCCUGCCUGAAUUAAUGCAUUAAAUUCGACCUUGUUCAUGAGAUAGUUUUAUUAGUAACAAUUAAAAAUUUAGUUAAGUCAAAAAACAAUACGGAGCUUUCCUACGUACUAAUGAUAUCUUUAUCAUCUUUAAAAAAAAACAUUAACUCUAAUUUUUCUUAAGAUUUGACAAUAUGAUAAAAUUUUAUUAAAUUGGUACGCAUGCGUAUAAAUCGUUCCUGCUGUUAGUUCAAUGUAUGUAAUGGAUAAUGAAACACAUGCAUCUGUAAACUAUGGCAUAGAACGACAGUAUAACACGGUGUGUCAUGGUGAACGUGUUAUUGUUGGUGCAAGUUUGUUAUAGCUUUAUCUGGAAAACUUAAACCGCGCAAAUCAUUUCGAUAUUUCUCGAUCUUUCGACGUUUAUACAAGACCGUGUUCAAAAUCUUACAAAACUUGAAUUUCUCGUUUAAUCAGUGCUUGGGAAAAAUAAAGUCGUAAAUAGAGAAAAAUAAUAAGGAGAAAAAGGAGUAAUUCUUGGUGAAAGUUAGGUACGUAAUUUCUCUGUUAAAAAAUCCAGUCUCUUUUAUCAGCUGUUCAUAUAAUGGGCGCAGCAGCCAAUCAGGAUGAGGUUCAUAUGACAACACCAGAACUAAUUACUGUCCAUGGUUAUAAAUCAGAAACACAUCAUAUUUGGACAGAAGAUGGAUAUUGUCUAGAAGUGCAUAGAGUUUUACCAAAAUCUCAUCAAAAUUCUGAUUGCAAUGUAAGUGGGAGUAAUGAGCAAAAUUUAAGUAAUAAAAAUACAAUAGAGUACGGAAGCCAUGGAGUCAAGGCAAAAGAACCAAUACCAGUUCUCAUUCAUCAUGGACUUCUGUCAAGUUCAGCUGAUUGGGUAUUAUUGGGCCCACAAAAGGCUUUAGCGUACCUUUUAUGUGACAAUAAUUAUGAUGUCUGGUUAAUAAAUGCAAGAGGCAAUGCAUAUUCUAGAAAACAUAAAAAAUAUACAACUAAAGAUAAAGAAUUUUGGGAUUUUAGCUGGCAUGAAAUUGGGUAUUAUGAUUUGCCAGCAACAAUAGACUACAUUUUGGAGCAUACUGGAUAUGCAGAACUUUAUUACGUGGGUUAUAGUCAAGGCACAACUGCAUUUUAUGUAAUGGCCAGUGAAAAAUCUGAAUACAAUCGAAAAAUUAAAGGAAUGAUCAGUUUAGCACCAAUAGCAUUUCUCGCAAAUCAUAGAAGUCCUUUACUUAAGUGUGUUGUCCAUUUUUAUGGAUUAAUGGAGUGGGGAUCCUCAUAUUGCAAUCUACAUCAGUGGUUCCCCCGCAAUAGGUUACAAGCUCAAGCCUUGGGUACAAUAAUUCGAAAUGCUCCAGUUGGUCUCACUAAUGGUUUCUGUGUAUGCUGGUUUUCACUAAUUGCUGGAUUCGGUAGUGAUCAAUUAGACAAGUCUAUGCUACCAUUAAUCCUCGGACAUUUUCCAGCUGGUGCUUCUGCGAAACAAAUUAUUCAUUAUAGUCAAAAUAUACUAUCAGGAUCAUUUCGCAAGUUUGAUUAUGGAGCAACAGAAAAUCUGAAAACUUAUGGGUCAACACAACCACCAAUAUAUGAUCUUGAAAAAGUAAAAACGCCAAUUGUAAUAUUUUAUAGUAAAAAUGAUUUUCUCAAUGAUCCUGCAGAUGUAAAGAGACUUACUGAUAGAUUGCCAAAUGUUAUAGAGACAAAAGAGAUUGAAUAUUCAAAAUUCAAUCAUAUUGAUUAUUUAUGGGGUAGAGAUGCCAGGGUGAUUCUCUAUAAUACUGUUUUAACAGUUUUACAAAAAUUUAGAUAAAAUUAAGCUCUUAGUGAGCUUAUGUUUUAUUACCUUGUAUAUAAUAUUAACACUAUCACAUAUUACAUAAGGAUAUACAACAGAUGUAUUUCAAGAAAACAAAUAUUUUUUAUUAUUAUUUAAUAUUUUCUUUGGGUUUUAAUUCUUUAUAUAUAUAAUUUAUUAAACCAUGUUAUAUAAAACAGUAUGUAAAAUAAUCUUUUUCUUUUAAUUUUUUUUAUUAUGUUUACAGAUAAAAUUGUAAGAAUAUAAAAAGAGAUUGUUUUAAUUCAAUAUAAUUCUAUAUAAAUAUAUGUAUUCUUAUAUUAUUUUUUUCAAGUUUAUUUUGCAAAUGCAAAUGAAUUGAGGAGAAAUAAAAUUUACAAACAUUGCAAAUUAAGGACUUCCCUUAUUACUUUAUUGUGAAGUAUUUGUAUAUUAUUAAAUGUUAUAAAAAUAUUUUUGUGAAUAAUCUAAGCACAAUUUUUAUUUAAAUGAAUUUUUUAGAAAUGUAAUAAAUUAUAUAAAUUGUUCAACACUAUAGACAAUCAUACAUCAUAUCAAUGUAAUUAUAAUUGUAAAUAAGUUUUAAAGAACUUUACAAAUCUAGUUGAAAUAAAUUCAAUAUGAAAAACGUGUAACAAA